Messenger RNA from Dibothriocephalus latus, 513 nucleotides. NCBI's taxonomy places the organism in Eukaryota, Metazoa, Platyhelminthes, Cestoda, Diphyllobothriidea, Diphyllobothriidae. The record is from the annotation of a GenBank genome assembly.
CAGGAGACAAGUAAGUCCAUGGAUUCCACCAUGGCUACUCCCAUAGCUUCCUCCGUGGCUCCACCGAUGGCUUCUUCCGUGGCUCUCCCCAAAGCUUCUCGUUCCGACGGUAUAUGCAGCAGCAAAACCGAUAGCAGUGGAGUUUUCACUGAAGAAUGUGCCUCGCGGUCUUCUUGCCGUUUAGAACAUUCCUUUAAAGGCAUUAAGGAUCCUCGGAAAGUCACUCUCGGAGACGACAUUCAUGAUUGGGGCAGCCCUGCCUUCAUUGCCUACAGCGAUCUCUUUGAUCCAGCAAAUGACUACGUUGUGGACGACGCCAUUAAUGCCCGCAUCACUGUCGAGAUCAUCGAAUCAUUUAACCAGUCAACCACGAAGACAACCAAUGGUUAUGAAGAUGGCUGCACCAGCGGCAGUACCAAUAACCUAGCUGUGGUAAGUUGGAGUCUAACUGCUGUACUGAGCGCCGCCGAGUGUUCCAAACCCGAAAGAAAAACUGAAAAUACGUUUAAAUGA